AUGAAGGACCUGAUCAGGUUGACUUGCUUCGACGUUAUGCAAGUCUGCCCUGUCCAAAUGCGAGCAAGCAAGGAGAACUCAUAUGUGUACCCAUACAACAGCAGACUUCCUGAGAUGUUGAGACUCUGCAGAUUCUUGGAUUCCAUCAGCAACUUUCGGAGUGAGUCUGUACCUGGACCUGCUUUCAAGCUCCAGUCUAAGCUCAAUCCCCUCGAUGUCUGCCCUUGUCUGAACCUCACAUUGAGGAAGAGAUCAGAGCCUGGCCCCAGCGUGUCAGCGCAGUCAAUCUCAACAAUGAAAGCUUCAAGUUGGGCUGGAGGAAUGACGAGAGCCGAUUUCUCUCCCAUCGGCGUACCGGCUCUUGUCUUCAAGGAUCCUGGCAAGAAGUAG
Guillardia theta CCMP2712 is the source of this 390-nucleotide messenger RNA. RefSeq lists its product as hypothetical. The transcript has a single exon. NCBI's taxonomy places the organism in Eukaryota, Cryptophyceae, Pyrenomonadales, Geminigeraceae. The record is from RefSeq and is a predicted model, not a curated record. The coding region runs from base 1 to 390 and encodes 129 amino acids.